Messenger RNA from Mastomys coucha (southern multimammate mouse), 10158 nucleotides. Its product is annotated as zinc finger protein 420-like. Bases 155 to 1777 code for a protein of 540 amino acids. Gene Ontology annotation, molecular function: DNA-binding transcription factor activity; RNA polymerase II cis-regulatory region sequence-specific DNA binding. The record is from RefSeq and is a predicted model, not a curated record. The transcript has 4 exons. Lineage: Eukaryota; Metazoa; Chordata; Mammalia; Rodentia; Muridae. Gene Ontology annotation, biological process: regulation of transcription by RNA polymerase II.
CAGAACUCUGGGAAAUGUAGUCGUGCCUCUGUGACGUCACAAGCAGUCGCUCCGCGAACCGCACUUCCGCAUCCCGUCUGCAGACGUUUUUUUUUUUUUUCCCCUAAGUUAGCGGUGCUGUGUCCUGCUCCUCGCUCUCGGUUGGAUCUCUGACAUGGAGGAAAUGCUGUCAUUCAGGGAUGUGGCCAUUGAUUUCUCUGCAGAGGAGUGGGAAUGUCUGGACCUUGCUCAGUGGAAUCUAUACAGGGAUGUGAUGUUGGAGAAUUACAGCCACCUUGUGUUCCUAGGUCUUGCGUCCUGUAAGCCAUACCUGGUCACAUUUCUGGAGCAAAGACAAGAGCCUUCAGUUGUGAAGAGACCAGCAGCUGCCACCAUGCACCCAGAGGGAAAGCCCUAUAAAUGUCAAGAAUUUGACAAGACCUUUGAUUGGAACUCACUCCUUAUUCAGCACCAGAGAGUUCAUCCUGUGGAGAAACCCUACAAAUGUGAAGAAUGUGGGAAGGUCUUUAGUGCUCACUCAGCACUUUCUAUACAUCAGAGAAUCCAUACAGGAGAGAAACCCUACAAGUGUGAAGAAUGUGGCAAGGCCUUUAGUACUCGCUCAGCACUUUAUAUACACAAGAAAAUUCAUUCUGGAGACAAACCCUACAAGUGUGAGGAGUGUGCAAAAGCGUUUUAUUUCCCUUCAUUACUUAAGCAGCAUCAAAGAACUCAUUCUGCAGAGAAUCUCUGCCGGUGUGAGGAAUGUGGCAAAGCCUUCUAUUUACCUUCAUUCCUGAAGCAACAUCAAAGAAUUCAUUCUGCAGAGAAUCCUUACAGGUGUGAAGAAUGUGGCAAAGCCUUUUCUUAUCCCUCGACCUUAAAGCAACAUCAAAGAAUUCAUUCUGGAGAGAAACCAUACCGUUGUGAAGAAUGUGGCAAAGCAUUCCGUAGGUCAACAUACUUUCACCAACACCAAAGAAUUCAUACUGGAGAGAAACCCUACCAGUGUGAAGAGUGUGGGAAAACAUUCUACUAUCGUUCAAACCUGAAGGGACAUCAGAUUAUUCAUUCUGGAGUGAAACCCUACAAGUGUGAAGUAUGUGGGAGCAUGUUUAGAACUAGCUCAGACCUUUCUAAGCAUCAGAGAAUUCAUGCUGAAGUAAAGCUGUACAGUUGUGAGGAAUGUGGAAAAGCCUUCUCUACUCAUUCAUACCUCAUUCGGCACAAAUUAGGCCAUUCGAGAGAGAAGCCAUACAAAUGUGAAGAGUGUGGCAAAACAUUUUGUUACCCUUCGAUCCUUAAGGAACAUCAAAGAAUUCAUUCUGGAGUGAAGCCUUACAAUUGUGAAAUAUGUGGCAGCAUGUUUAGAACUCGCUCUGAACUUUCUAAGCAUCAGAGAAUUCAUGCUGAAGUGAAGCUCUACAACUGUGAGGAGUGUGGGAAAGCCUUUUCCACUCAUUCAUACCUUAUGAGGCAUAGACUUGGUCAUUCUGGAGAGAAGCCCUACAAAUGUGAAGAAUGUGGGAAAUCCUAUAGCUACCCUUCACUCCUUAAGGAACAUCAAAGAAUUCAUUCUCAAAAUCCCUACAAGUGUGAUGUGUGUGGGAAGGUUUUUUGUACUCGCUCAGGACGUUCUAAACACCAGAGAAUUCAUACCGGAGAGAAACCGUACAAGUGUGAAGAAUGUGGAAAGGGAUUCUCUACUCAUUCAUACCUUACUCUGCACAAAUUACUUCAUACUGGAGAGAAACCUUUCAAAUGGGAAGAAUGUGGUGAGGUUUUCUAUACUUGCUGAAGACUUAAUAAGCACCAGGAAAUUCACAUUGGAGAAAAUCCCACUAAGGUAAAGAAUGUGUCAAAACUCUUUGCUGUACUUCAGACUUUAAGUAAUACUACAAAAAUUCAUACUAAAGAGAAACCAUACUUUAAUUGUUAAGGCUUUGUUAGAUACAAGGUACUUCCUACUGUAGAAAGACUUUACAGAUGUGAAGAAUGUGGCCAAAUGUUUUACCAUACUUCAGACUUUAACAACCAACAAAGGGCUCAUUCUCAAAAGAAUCCCUUCAAGUGUGAAGUAUGUGACAAGGUAUUAUGUGCUACCUUGAGCUUUCUGUCUACUAGAAUAUUUAUCCUGGAGAGAAACUCUGCAAGUAUGAAAAAUUUGGAAAUUCCCUUUUAACCCAUUCAUCCUUGAUUCUGAUCAGUCUUGGCAAAGUUUGGGGCGAGUGUUGUUUUUUUUUGUUUUGUUUUACGAUAAUUGUGCUCAGACCUGUUCAUUGUGGGAGGAACCAAACCAUCUAGGAUCCUGGAUUGUAUAAGAAAAGAAAGUGAACUGAGAACAACCGUUCCUCUGUCUUCCUCUGCUUUCUGACUGUCGAAGCAAUAUGAACUGCUGCUUCAGCUCCUGCUGCCCUAAAUUUCUCACCUUUAUUCACAGUGUCGUGAUUUGAACGAGAAAUGUACCCUGUAGUCUUAAGCAUUUGAAUAUUUGUUCCCCGAGUUGUGGCUCUAUUUGGAGAGAUUUAGAAGUAGGUCACUAGAGGUGAACUUUGUGAAUAAAAAGCUCCCUCUGCAUCCAGUUGGCUUUCUCUGCUUCCUGUUUACCCCUGAGGAUGUGAGCUCUCAGCUUCCUGCUUCAGCCACCCUGCAGCUUGUGCCAUGCCCUCCCUCUGUCGUGAACUUUGAUCCUUUCUGUACCAUAAGCUGAAGUAAAGUCAUUCCUCUAUAAGUUGACUGGUCAUGGUGUUUAAUCACAAGAGAAAAGUAGCUAAUAAAAACAUUGCCCUUGUACCAGGAACAGUAUUAAACCGUUUCUACUACAUUGCGUGUGUAAGGGUAUUUUAUCAUAACAAGAGGGAAAAUAAGGCUGCAAGCCAAAGAAAAGUAAAACAAUUGAUAUUUAAUGGUAUAUACCAUGAUCUUUUGUUCCUACUUCUUGUGUUGUCCCUUCUCCCUUUUGUCCCUGUCUUAACAUGCUCUUUUCCAAAACUACUUCCUUUCUCUAUACACACACACACACACACACACACACAAACACACACAUGAGCAUCACAAAUAUAGUAACUUAAUUACUGUGGUAUUCUUUUUCUGCAAAAUUUUGAGACCAUAUGUGCUAUAUUCAUGUUGGUACAAAUGUAAUGUUAGUGUUUAUAACACCUUUGUGUUUUUUUUUUUUUUUUUAAAACAGGGUCUCUCUUGUGUAGUCCUGGCUGUCCUAGAACUUGCUCUGUAGAACAGGCUGGACUCAAACUCAGAGAUCUGCCUGCGUCUGCAUCCCAAAUGCUGGGAUUAAAGGCAUGUACCAGCACUGCCAGGCACCAUUUUGCAUUUUUAAUAUUAAGUUAUUGUCCCUUAUACAGUUCAAAUUAAUUUUUCUAUAGGAUGAAAGACAAAGACCUAAUCUCAUCUUCUCAUCAGUGCAUAUCUUAGUUAUGCCCCCUGUAAUUGUUGAAAAGGCUAUCCGUUCCCCUGCAUGGUUUUCACCGUGUAGGUUGUUGCCGUAUUGGUUCAAAUCUGCAUUUUUACUUUACAUUACAUUAGUCUAUGUGGUUUUUUGGUUUUUGUCUAUAUGGGUUUUUGUUUUUUGUGUUUUGCUUUGUUUUAUUUUGUAUGAGUACCUUGCAGCUCUUUUCAUUAUGGCUCUGAUGUAUACUUUGAGGUCUGCUAUAGAUUGUAUUGUCUGUGGUCUUUUGUGUUCCUAGGUGAGUUCUUUUUUUUUCCCUAGUUCUAUGAUAAAUGUCAUUGAAAGUUUGCGCUGGAUUGCAUUGACUAUGUAGAUGUCUUUUAUCAGUAUUGCCAUUUUCGCAGUGUGAGCUCUGCCAAUCCAUGAAAUGUGGUAUCUUUCUAUCAUCUAAUGUCUUCCUUUGGAAGAUCUUUUCAGUAUUUAAAAAUUUUGCUAAUAGGAGGAGCUCCAGGCUUGCUGGAGCUACAUAAUGAGAGCAUCUCACAAACAGAAAGAAAGCUUUCACCACAUUGGUUAGUCCUACCCCUAGAUGAAUUCUCCUCCUUUUCUUCUUCCUCCUCUCCCUCCUCCCCCUCCUCUUCUUUCUCAUUCUCUCAUUAUGAAUGGACAUUUUUUUCCUGCUUUCUUUCUUAGAAUGUGUUGAUUUUAUAAGCUGCUAUUUUAUUAAAAGUAUCAGAUUCACAUACUGGUAUGUUAGAGGUCUUUUAAAUAAAGAAUCAUGUCAUCUGAAUAUAAGGAUAGUUUAACUUCAGAUUUAAUUUUUAAUUUUUGUACUUUUGCUCUAUAUUGUCUUAAUUCUAUAGUUAACAAUUAGAGCACAGUAUUCAAUAGGAAUCAAAAUAGGUAACCCUUGUCUCUGAGAUUUUACAGGAAAUGUUUUCAUUAAGUAAUGAAAUUGUUCUCUACUUACUAAAGGUUGGCUAUCAGUUUGUCAUGCACUAACUUUAUCUUGGUGAGAAAUGUUCCAUCUAUUCCUAGUUUCUUCCUCCAUGUGUUGUGUAGCUCACCAGGUACCUUUUCUGCAUCCAUUGAAAUGCUAAUGUGAUUUCUGUUUUUAUGUCUAUUAAUGUGCAGCAUUGUAUAUUGUUUUGCAAAUGUUAAGCCAAUCUUAGGAGGUAAAAUCCAACUAGUUGUGAUGUAUAGUAACUGGGAAUAUAUUUCAGAAGUUUUUAGGUUUGGGGUUUUUUGUUUGUUUGGAGAGGUAUCUAAACAUUCAUUAUGCAUAGUAGUAUGAUAUGGUAUUUGUGUGUGUGUGUGUGUGUAAAGUUUUAUUAUUAUUUUUAUACUGGCUCCUAAGAAUUAGCAUGGUAGUUUCCUUCUGUUUCUAUUUUGUGAAAGAAUGUGAAUAGUGGGCCAUUAAAUCUUGAGAGCUUGGUAGAACUUUGCAGUAAAUCUACCUGGUCCUCGACUCUACUUCAUGUUUAUAUUUUUAGUUCCUGCUUCUGGCUCCUUAUUGUUAUAGGACUGGAUAGGAUAUCUACGUCUUCUGGCUUUAUGUUUACUCAGUUGUAAAUAUUUAGAACUGUAUUUAUUUCUUCUAACAUUUCUAAAUUGUCUCCUUUUUAUUUCUUAGUCUCCCCCUUCCCUCCUUUCUUUUUUCCUUUUUUUUUCUCUCUGUUCUUUCCCUUCCUCCACCCUCAUCCCCCUGUCUAUUUCUAUUUGUUUUGCUAGGAUUUGGUGAAUCUUGUCUGUCUUAUAAAGAAAGUAACCCGGUAUUUGCUUAGUUCUGUAUAUUUUUUUUUUAUCAUGUCUCUACUUCAUGAAUUUUAGUCCUUGUUUUUUGUUUUUUAUUUUUAGUAUAUAUUAUUUAUACUUUAUGUCAAUUUCUGUAUUUUGAUUUGGCUUCUCUUCUCCAACUUGGAGAUGCAUCAUUACAUUACUUAUUUGAGAUCUCUCUGAUAUUUCAGUUAAGAAUUUUAGUGUAACCUUUCUUUUUAGGAUUGCCUUCCUCUUGGAUUCAUUUACUGAGCCACUGUUCAAUUAAACAUAUAUAUCUUUUUAGUCACUAAUUAGUUGUCCACUUUCUGAGGGUAGUCUUUCUGUUUCUACUUUUAGUACACUAUGCUCUGCUAGGAUGUUCAGAAUUAUUUCUUUUCUGUUUUCAUAAAUGCUUGGUUGUAGCCUAUAAUUUGGUUCAUUUUAGAGACUGUUCCUUGUGACCCUAUCAGAAUGCAUAAUCUUUGUCUGUUCUUUGUAAUGUUCUAUAGAUAUUGUUUAAAUCCAGCUGAUAUUUUGAGCAUUUCUCUUUGGAGUUUCUUACACAUGGAUUUGGAGGUACAGAAAUCUGACUCAAAACAAAUAUUGCUACAUCUAUCUUUGAGUAACUAGACAUAUUAUCUUCCUAUACUCUACAUUUUUAUUGCCUUUUACUUGGCUCUCUUGCUUUAUAGACAUUGUUUAUAUGUCUGGCUAAAUCAAUUAGUUCUGUCAAAGCCUUUCUACUUUAUGAUCUUGCCCAACCAAAGGGCUCAGCAAAGCCAUUAAAGCUGCAUGCGGGUCUUCAGAUCCCUGAAGUAUCAACCUCUUACAUCAAGUUCUCUAAAAACAUAGUUCUAUUUAUGUUCCCAAUGAACUGGGGUUCAAAUAUAGCCUUUGUUAUUACUGGGCCCCUCACUCUCUAUGAUCCUCUGGUACCUCAGAUAAAGAUAGACAGUUGUUUUGCAUGGCUCUAGAAAGCCGGUUCAUCAGGGAUGAUUUCUCCCAUAUUGUACCAGCUUAUGAAGCCUUUGCUUUUAGGAACGGUGAGUGGUUGUAUUGCUCUGUUUCUCUGCCACCACAGCUGAUCCCAUCUACUCAGAUGUCUCACAGUCUCACUUAGCCAGGCUGUAGCAGGCUCUUUCACUCUAGCUUGAAAGUCUUUCUUUGCUAAUUCCAGUUCAAGUGCUAAGUAUUUCCCGAUUACACUACUUCCUUUUAUUGGCCAUUGCUACACCUCUGCCUGUGUGUUAGAUCACAGAUUUUGCUUUUUUGUUUUUGUUUUCUUUUGUUGUGUUUUGAGCAUCAAAGGCAGGACUUGAGGAGUGCCAUCUGUCACUUUCCCCAUAUCUCCUGAGAGGUGUUCACUAUGACUUUUAUCUUGUUUUUCUUUUGGCUGCUAAGCUGUUAAGAAAGGGCAAGCCAAGGCACUUCUCUUAUCCUCUCUUUUCCCUGGUUUACUUACCAGAUCAGAGGCUAAGGUGGAGAAUGUUAUCCCUAACUUCCUAAAUGUAUGGCACUCUUGGGUCCAUUUCUUAUUACACACUACAGAGACCAGGCAACCUCUGUAGCUGCUUGCCAGCCAUCUCAACCCUUGAUUUUACCAUCAGAGGAUGCAAAAAUUGCCUCUAGACCUUUAACUUCGUUCAAGAUAUCUCCAUAUCCAAAUGGUGGACCACAUUCAUCAAUUAGGCAUGCCACCCCAUAGCUCCUAGACAAAGAUUGCCAUUCUGGAAUUCUUCCCAUAGGCACAUCUAAUCCUGAUUGUUCAACCUUAGUUGCAUGUCUUCCUUACUGUAGGAAGAACCAUUCCGCCACUGUCAACAUAGGAAAGUCUGGCUAUAUUAAAUUUUGUUCUUGAAUGUUCCCCCUCAACCUGAUCAGCCUUAGUUUCUUGCCUUGCUGCCUAUAGCCAGUACCAUGCACACUUUUCUCCCCAAAUUAUUGGUUUUGUUGUAUCCCUUUUGAGGCACCAGCUAUGUUGUGUGACAGACAUUUUCUUGAGAGAUGCAAAAGGUCAACACAUGUAUGUACACACACAUGCAGACACAGACAAAAACAUACAUCUACAACACCCUGGCUGUCUGAGGCUUAGUAUUGGGUGGAGAGACAGGAAGUGUGUUAUUAGGUUGACAGGAUAACAGCACCCAUGCUACUGCAACAGUAUGGUUGCCUUAAAAAAAAACCUGAACAACAAUAACAGCAAUGGACAUGCUAAAAUGGGAGUUCACUGAGAGAGAGCUAGAAGCAACUAAUUAGUGCUAUAAGAGGGAGAAUUAAUCUUCCUCAGAGAGAUGUCUGCUAAUUAGUUAUCCAAAAACCACGUGAUCAAUCAUGAAUAUAAAAGUAACCCUGAAUGGGCUCAGCAGGUUGCAUUUCCAUAUUCAUUCACUUACAUAUAUGUAACAUUAAUAAAGAGGCCAUGAAUUUGAGGGGGAGGGAGGAAGAAUAUGGGAAGCUUGGAAGGAGGAGGGGAAAAAUAAUGUAAUUACAUUUUCACCUUUUAUUACAAAAAAUAAAUUUGAAAGAGAAAAGUAUAUUGUAUGAAAUUCUCAAAGACUAAGAACAAUAUUAAAAACAAUAGCAUAAGCAUUAGUGCAAAAUAUAAUGUCUGCUUGCAGAAUGUGGUACUGAUGUUCAUAUUAGGAAAUGUAUCCUUGUGAUGGUGGUAAUGUCUGCUUGUAGAAUGUGGUAUUGAUAUUGAUUAAUCAGCAAGUCUAUCCUUGUGAUGAUGGUAAUGUCUGCUUGCAGAAUGUGGUACUAAUGUUGAUUAAUCAGCAAGUGUAUCCUUAUGAUGGUGGAAAGGAUGACAGGUAAAUCUGUCUUUUGAGCAGGUUGUAACUUUAAAAUUACUGUGCAGUAACACUGACCAGUGCACAUUUCCUAACUGUAUUUUCACUAAGUCCUUGGUAAAACUGUAACUAUCUUGCCAGGUUCUAACUUGCAGUCUAGUAUUAGAGCUUCCUCUUUACCACAGUCUGUAUUAUUAAUUUUCCUGUGUCUAUUACAAUAUAAAGACUCCAGUCCUGUCACCUAGUACGAACUCAAGUCGUGAUGAGUUAUUGAAGUUUUUAAGAAGACCAGAACAAGAGUGGCUUCUGACAAUGGCAAGUACCAUCCUUCUAGUGUCUCUGCUUAGAAACCAGUGUUUCUCUUUCAUGUGUAAACACUUAUUUCUGAUAGUUUAUGUAUAACUGAUCUCAAGGAUUACAAUCCCAGGAGUUGCAGUAUCAUGAGUAUAAAAGUAACACUGAAUGGACAAACAGGAGACAGUAAAGAGAGGACGGGGGACACAUUAAUCCAUGCAGCUGUGAUAGUUUCUUUAUUCCAGGUAGCUCAUUGUAUAUCCCAAGAACUCAGUUCUGAUUUCUUCUUAUUCAGGGAAUCAUCCUGUGUCCUGAGUUGUAGGAACUGAGGGAAGCUUAAGGAAGAGCAUCCUGGACUUUCAGGAUAUUGUCACUCAGGCACAAUUUCAUAAUUAGACAAGAGUCAAGACACUAAGCAAUGCAGACUAAGCCUUAAGAAGGUGAAGUAUACACUAAUGCUGGAUCAAGAGUCAAUACAUUCAGCACACUACCUCAAGACAAGUCAACCCCUACCACGGAGCCAUGUGACUCUCUAUCUGAGAAAAGAACACAGGACCACAGUUCCUUGUAGUGAACAUUUAGCCUCCAUUCUGAAAACCAGGCAUGGAAGGGUAAAAUUAUGGUUCAGUGGUCAUGAAAAUAAAAAUUCUUAAAUAGCUUAAAGGCUAAAUGAAUGUAUGAACUGAGGAAGUGGUGGACAGAUGGAAAGAUGUUAAAUACACGUUGGAAGUUUCUUUGUAUGAAAAUUCAGAAAACAGGCAAUUUUUUCCCCUUAUUCGCAGUCUCAUUGUGUUUCCUAGCUGGCCUAAAACUUGCUAUGUAGAAUAUUAUGUUCUCAAACUCACAUUGGUCCUUUUGACUGCCUGUGUUGGGAUUUAAGGUAUGUUCCAUAAUGCCCAGCCCAGAAAGCAGGACUUAAGCCUUGUACAAGUGUGCUGAACACUCCUCCAGUCCAUCACCUACACAAUGUUCACACUGCAAUGGCUUUUGUAGCUGUGGACUCUGACUCAUCGAUGGCUUGCAGGGUAUCAUAAUAGGUGAGAUGAAGUCAGAGAAGAAACUCAAGGCAGGAACGGAGUCAGGAACUGAAGCAGAGACCAUUGAGUACUGCUGCUUACUGGAUUGUUCCCCAGGCAUGGUCAGGUUGCUUUCUUAUACAUCCAAGUCUACCUGCUCAGUUAUGGCACCACUGACAGUGUGCUGGGUCCAUUACACAUCAGUCAUAAUUCAGGGAAAAUGCCAGAGACUUACCUAGAAGCCAGUGUGAUGGAGGUAUUUUCAUGACUGAGGUUCUCUUUUCUUAUAUCACCCUUGUUUUUGUCAAAUUGACAAAAAGAUGACCAACAUAGUUGACUCCUUGUUACCAUGACAUAAAAGCACAUCCCUAUUAAACCAUAACUUUAUCCUUUUCUUUUUACCCUCAAGACUUGAUGCUAAUAUUCAUAUCACAAUGUAAACUACAGUCCAACUUAUAAGAGCUCCAUGGUCUUUAAAAAUUCAACUUUAAAUUUCAUCUCUUUAAUAUCCAAUCUCUUUUUAAAAGUCUAAAGCUUCUCAACUGAUAAUUCUUGCAAAAAUGAAAACCAAGUUAUCUCUUAUUCCAAGAGAGGGGAGACAGAUAUCAGUUACAGUUAGACCAAAGCAAAUCUAAAAAUUUGUAAGUCUAAUAACUUAAGACAGGAACCACAGGCAGGAACUGAAGCAGAGGCUGUGGAGGAACUCUGCUUACUGGAUUGAUCUCCAUGUCUCCCUCAGCUUGCCCUUGUUUUUUAAACUAUAAAAUCCAAGACCACUUGCCCAGUGGCAGCAUCUCCAACAGUGGCCUGUACCUUCUCUCAUCAAUCAUUGAUCAAGAAAAUGCCUCCACCUGUAGGCCAACCUAAUGGAGGCAUUUUCUCAACAUUUCCUGUUCCCAGAUGGCCAAUGUGUGUU